This is a messenger RNA of Polyodon spathula (Mississippi paddlefish), 5354 nucleotides long. Its product is annotated as alpha-mannosidase 2x-like. The coding region runs from base 1075 to 4530 and encodes 1151 amino acids. The record is from RefSeq and is a predicted model, not a curated record. Gene Ontology annotation, biological process: protein deglycosylation; mannose metabolic process; N-glycan processing. Lineage: Eukaryota; Metazoa; Chordata; Actinopteri; Acipenseriformes; Polyodontidae. The transcript is spliced from 22 exons. Gene Ontology annotation, molecular function: carbohydrate binding; alpha-mannosidase activity. Gene Ontology annotation, cellular component: Golgi membrane.
AUCCACAACGCAAGGAAGCGUGAACCCAGGACCUUGAAGCUUGGAAUUACAGGGACCAUCUGUUGAGAGAUGUGGUGGCUUAAUGUUGAUUUCCACUCUUGAUGCGCUGGACGUGGAAGGAAAGCCCAAGUAACAGUGGUACAGGCAGCAGGGUCAGUCAGGAUUGGCAGAAGGUUUAGCUCUUGUGUCUGACAGAGGGAGCAGGACCAAGGGUAGGAGCUCCAGUCCAGGCUGCAGGCAGGCAUGUGACACAUUUGUCAAGCAGAUUGAGUGGGUUAUUCCUCAGAUCACAAUCCAGCCCAGUAGUUUUCUGCUGUCUUUCCUUGGCAGGGAGUGGCGCCAUAAUCCAGGUCAUAGCUGGCAGCUGGCUGUGUUUAAUAGCUCUACCUUUCUCAAGCACCCACCCCUCUUCUUUUACUAUCCUGUUGUUUUCCUUUCUCAUCUUUAGUGCUGUAUUCUAUCUGGGACAGAUCCAGGUUUGUGGAUAUAAAUACCCUCACUGCAGCUACAUCUCUGUAAAUUGGGAUUAACCAGACUCCCAGACACACGUACGCACUUGUAAACUCCUCUCUCUCUCUCUCCGUGGACUGAGCCCCUUCCCCUUCAUUUCUACAUGUAUGUUUCUGUAAAAGCGGCACAGAUCUUUUGCCUGGGAUCCCUGGACUAAGUGAAGGCUGACUGAGCCAAAAGCUUUUCCGCUCGUUUGUGUGGGAGCUCAGCCUCGGAAGACAAAGCAGCCACUGGGAGCUGUGGACAUGUUUAAGGAUUACAAACAUCGUGAGUCUUAGCUGGUUUAGCAAAGGCCUGCAAAAAUCUUUUUUUGCUUACAAAACUUGUACCUGUAAUCGGACAAUUCCAUCUAAUUUGGAGCCUUUUUUUUCAGUUUCUUUUUGGAGACAGUGCGCAUUUUCUGUGACAGUGAAUGAACCUGUCAAUAUUCUUGACUGAGUAGACUGUAAUUAUCAAGGCUCUGUAUCUUUGUGAAACUUCUUGUCUCAGCCAUCAAGGACAAAGCCAUCUCCCUGGCAACGCCAGCCUGCCUUUUUCUGGCUGCUCAGUUCAGACUCUCGCAGAAUGAAGCUGAGGAAGCAGGUGACUGUUUGUGGUGGAGCUGUCUUCUGUGUGGCAGUGUUCUCCCUCUAUCUGAUGCUGGAUCGAGUCCAGUAUGACCCGACCCACAGGCAGAACGCUGGCAAUUUCCCCAGGAGCCAGAUCUCGGUGUUGCAGAACCGCAUUGAGCAGCUGGAGCAGCUCCUGGAAGAGAACCACCAGAUCAUCAGCCACAUCAAAGACUCUGUGCUGGAGCUGACUGAGAAUGGAGGAGGGGUCCCUGGCGCCCAGCUGCCCUUCCGCAACCCCAACGGCUCCUGGAGCUUCCCCUUCGAUGGGCAGCCAACUUUUCUCUCCAUCUCUCCCCAGGACUGCCAGUUUGCCCUCGGGAGCCGCCGGCAGAAAACCGACAUGCAGAUGCUGGAUGUGCAUUCUGUGCUGAACUUCGACAAUGUGGACGGCGGUGUUUGGAAGCAGGGUUUUGAAAUCUUGUAUGACUCAAACGAGUGGGAUGCUGAGCCGCUGCAGGUGUUUGUGGUGCCGCACUCUCACAAUGACCCAGGGUGGAUCAAGACGUUUGAGAAGUAUUACUCGGACCAGACUCAACACAUCUUCAACAGCAUGCUGGUGAAGCUCAAGGAGGACCCGCGUCGCAAGUUCAUCUGGUCUGAGAUUUCCUUCUUUGCCAAGUGGUGGGAAAGUGUGGAUUCACAGAAACGGGAGGCCAUGAGGAAGCUGAUUCUGAGUGGUCAGCUAGAGAUAGUGACAGGUGGUUGGGUGAUGGCCGAUGAAGCCAAUGUCCACUAUUUCGCCAUGCUUGACCAGCUCAUUGAGGGGCACCAGUGGCUGGAAAAGAAUAUCGGAGUGACCCCACGGUCAGGCUGGGCUGUCGACCCAUUUGGACACAGCCCCACCAUGGCCUACCUGCUGAAGAAGGCCAACCUGACCAGCAUGCUGAUCCAGAGGGUGCACUAUUCCAUCAAGAAGCACUUCUCAGCCACACGCAGCCUGGAGUUCAUGUGGAGGCAGGCCUGGGACACAGGCUCCAGUACGGACAUGUUCUGCCACAUGAUGCCGUUCUACAGCUACGACGUGCCCCACACCUGCGGCCCCGACCCCAAGGUCUGCUGCCAGUUUGAUUUCAAGAGGUUGCCAGGCGGGAGAGUGAACUGUCCCUGGAAGGUUCCUCCACACGCCAUCACUGAGAGCAACGUAGCCGAGAGAGCAAACCUGCUCCUGGAUCAGUAUCGGAAGAAAUCCAAGCUGUUCCGCAGCAAGGUGGUGCUGGUUCCACUGGGAGAUGAUUUCCGAUAUGAUAAAUCACAGGAGUGGGACCAACAGUACUUGAACUAUCAGAGACUCUUUGAUUACAUGAACUCCCACCCAGAGAUGCACGUGCAGGCCCAGUUCGGAACUCUCUCGGACUAUUUUGAUGCGGUCUACAAGCAGAAUGGUGUGGCCCAGGGUUCAAGGCCUCCUGCCUACCCCGUGCUGAGCGGGGACUUCUUUGUGUACGCGGAUCGAGAGGAUCACUACUGGAGCGGCUACUUCACCUCCCGGCCCUUCUACAAGAACCUGGACCGCGUGCUGGAGUCCCACCUCAGGGGGGCUGAGAUCCUGUACAGCCUUGCUGUGGCUCAGUCUCGACAGAUAGGCAUGGGGGGCCGCUACCCAGUGACUGAUUACUCUCUGCUCACUGAUGCCCGGCGCAAUGUGGGGCUCUUCCAGCACCACGACGCCAUCACUGGCACUGCCAAGGAGGCCGUUGUCAUCGACUAUGGAUUCAGGUUGCUGCGCUCCCUUGUAGCUCUGAAGAUCGUGAUCAUGAACGCUGCUCACUUCCUUAUCCUGAGAAACAAGGACACGUAUCGAUACUACCACACAGAGCCUUUCCUUGAACCUGAUGAAAGGCGCGGUUCACAAGAUUCACUGCCUGAGAGAGUGCUGAUUGAACUGGACUCCACCCCCAGGUACUUGGUUGUAUUCAACCCGGUUGAGCAGGAGCGGGUUUGCCUAGUCACGGUUCUGGUGAGCUCGGCGCGGGUUCGGGUCCUGACAGAGGAUGGGCAGACGAUUCCAGUCCAGUUGAGUGCACAGUGGAGCUCUUCUGCCGAGAUGAGCAAAGAGGGGUAUCUGGCCUCUUUCCCAGCCCGACUCCCUGCUCUGGGCCUGGCUGUGUUCCAGCUCUACGACUCAUUCGACUCCUCGCUGACUCUGUUUUCGGACUCGCUUCUGCGUCUGCAUGGUCAGAACCUGGCCCAGAGGCGGCUUGACCCGCUUCCACUGAGACUCCAUGACUCGGACCAGCAGGACUUCUUCAUACAGAGCCAGAACCUGCAGCUGUGGUUCUCUGGAACCACCGGCAUGCUCGAGAGUAUAAAGCGUAAGGAGGACCAACAGGAGCUAAAGCUAAGGAUCGAGUUCCUAAUCUACGGGACCCGGACCACCAAAGACAAGAGUGGCGCCUACCUCUUCCUACCUGAUGGACAAGCCAAGCCAUACGCCCCAAAGGAGCCCCCAGUGGUGCGGGUAGUGGAGGGGCCUCUCUUCUCUGAGGUUGUGUGUUACUAUCAGCAUUUCCAGCAGACUGUUCGCAUCCACAACCUUCCAGGAGUGGAUGGCCUCUCUCUGGAUGUCACUACGAUGGUUGAUAUCCGGGAUCAGACUAACAAGGAGCUGGCUAUGCGCCUCGUCACAGACAUACAGAGCGAGGGCGUUCUCUUCACAGAUCUCAACGGAUUCCAGAUUCAACCCAGAAGAUACUUCCAUAAACUUCCUCUUCAGGCCAACUUCUACCCAAUGCCAGCCAUGGCUUACAUCCAGGAUGUCCAGCACCGGCUCACCUUGCACACUGCCCAGGCUCUGGGAGUGGCCAGCCUGAAGAGCGGCGAGCUGGAGGUGAUCCUGGACCGACGGCUCAUGCAGGAUGAUAACCGUGGGCUGGGCCAGGGCCUCAAGGACAACAAGAGAACCGCCAACCACUUCAGGAUUCUGCUGGAGAAAAGGGCUACCACCAGCAAGGUGCACGACAGCCAGCCAAUCAGCUUCCCAUCGCUGCUCAGUCACAUGACCUCCAUGUUCCUGAACCACAAAGUUCUGGCCCUGCCGGUGUUGCCGAAGAAGCGCGGUGUGCCACCCCUGCAGACCUUCAACCCCCUCUCGGGCACCAUGCCAUGCGACAUCCACCUGCUCAACCUGCGCAGCAUUCAGAAAAAGGAUGAACUGACCCCCUCUCUCGAUGCUGCUCUUAUUCUUCAUCGGAAGGGUUUUGACUGCGGCCUGGAGGCCAGGAACCUGAGCUUCAACUGCAGCACCACACAAGGCAAGCUUUCCUUGGAAGGGAUGUUCCGUGGUCUCAGUGUUCAAACAGUCCAGCCCAUGUCUCUGUCGCUGAUGUACGCGGGGACUCCUCUCUCCAACAUCUCUCAGAUCCAGCUGGACCCCAUGGAGAUCUCCUCCUUCCGGUUGCGGCUUGUCUAGAGCUGCCCGGCACCCCUCAUCCGGGCCGGAUUUAGACCAAACUACCUUCAGCCUUUCCGGAUGGAUUGCUGUGGAAACCACAGGACUGAAAAUGCAUUUUUAAAAACCCUGAACCUCUCUAGUGGAACCUGAUUUUAAUUUUCAGGCUGAGCCUGAACAGAACUCCUGACUUAGAACUCUCACUCGAUAAGCACGAGUCUGCCCUUCAUGUGCCGUGCCUCCCUGUCCCUGUGGGUGCGUGCUUCAGAGAGGACAAGCUGUAAAGGGCGCAGUGAUUCUCUGUGUAGGACAGACACAUGGCUGAUGAGGUACUGAGGAGCCUUGUUUGAACACCAGAUCGGUCCCUUCAGCAGCUCUAUCCAGACACGGUUAUUGUUUUUUUUUUUUUAAAGAAGGGUUACUUAAAAAUUGAUAUCGAAACACUGUCUUCAGCCAAGGAAUUGAUGGUGCUGUUCUCUAACGCCUGUCUGACUAGGAGCUUGGACAGGGAGAAGUGUACUGAAUCCUAGUGUAUUCCCUCCUGUGUCAUCCUCUCCUUUCAGCUCCAGUCUUGUGGGCUGAAGUUCAGCUGUGGGAUUUGUUUAAUGCACAACCCCUUUUAACACCUACACUGGAGUUUGCGUGAAUGUGUUUUAUGCUUAAGAUUGAGACUGGCAUGGUUCUGUACUGUCCUGUGAUAUAGCACUGUCGCUGAUUGUAUGUGGUUAUUACUCUAUCCUCCAUCCUUUUUUCAGAGCCUCCUGUGCUCUCUCAUAUCCCCACCACCCUGGAUACAAAAAAACAACUGUAUAUCCAAUAAACACUGGAAAUGGUUAUUCAAUUCA